This is a messenger RNA of Pygoscelis adeliae (Adelie penguin), 3881 nucleotides long. RefSeq names its product Rho GTPase activating protein 11A (gene ARHGAP11A). Gene Ontology annotation, biological process: signal transduction. The record is from RefSeq and is a predicted model, not a curated record. Lineage: Eukaryota; Metazoa; Chordata; Aves; Sphenisciformes; Spheniscidae. Bases 349 to 2862 code for a protein of 837 amino acids. The transcript is spliced from 12 exons.
AUCUUUGGAAUAUCUUUUCAUGCGUUACCGCAAUCACUUGUGCCAGAAUAUGGUUAUAUUCCGAGCUUUCUUGUUGAUUCAUGUGAAUAUUUGGAACAACACAUUCAUACCGAGGGACUCUUCAGAAAGUCUGGAUCUCUUGUUCGUUUAAAAGCUUUAAAGAGUAAACUGGAUCAAGGUGAAAACUGCCUCUCAGCUGCGCUGCCAUGUGAUGUUGCAGGGCUUCUUAAACAGUUCUUUAGAGAGCUGCCAGAACCCAUCCUUCCACCUCACCUGCAGGAAGGCCUUCUCAAAGCUCAGCAGCUAGGAAAUGAGAAGAAAACUGCAACUGUGUUGCUGUCAUGUUUGAUGGCCGACAGAACAAUUGAAGCUUUGAGAUACUUUUUCAACUUUCUGAGAGCUGUGUCCCUAAGAUCCAAUGAAAACAGAAUGGAUAGCAGUAACCUGGCAGUGAUUUUUGCACCCAACCUCUUGCACUCGAAUGAAAAUGAAAAGAUGUCAGCCAGUACAGAAAAAAAAAUUCGCUUGCAAGCUGCUGUUGUGCAAACACUUAUUGACCAUGCAGCAGAAAUCGGACAAGUACCAGAAUUUAUCUUGGAAAAGAUUCCUGCAAUGUUAGGUGUUGAUACCUUUCAAUCUACUCCCUCACUGUGGGGCCACGAAGACAGUGAAAAUGAAUCUCCCAGUGAAUGUAAGAAGAGGAGGCACCGAAGCGUUGGAGAUAUUGUUAGUGGAGCAUUGAAUAAAUUUAAAUCUAACAGAACACCCUCCACUACACCUCAACAAGGCAGAAGCGUCCUUUCAUCAGUGACUCCGGUGGUUCUUACUCCAAGUACCAAGCGUAAACUUCCAACUGAUUGCUCUCAGGGCAUGUCCAGCAAGAAAAGACGAUCUUUUAAGCAUAGUUUUGCUUUUGAGUUGUUACCAAGUAGCAUUUUUAACAGCAGCUCAACACCAGCAUCAGUUCAGUUUGAAGCAAGCCCUUGUAUGUCUCUUGAGUCAUCACAAACCUCACUGUCUCCUUCAACUGGUGGUGAAAAUCAUCUGCCUAGUACAGGGAACAGAAGAAGUAAAAGACAUGCAAGCAAAAAAUUAUACAGGGCUGAAUCAGGAAAGACAGGUUGUUUUUCUCCAAAGAUUAGCCGAAAAGAAAUGGUUCGUAGGUCGUUACGCUUAAAGUUUGGUUUGGGGAAAAGCAACAGAGAAAUGAAUAUUGUAUCAGGAUGUGCAGUUGGUAAUAGAUCUGAAAAUAUUGGAAGGCGUCUUGCAAGUCAACAAGGUUUGGAAAGCAGAACUGAAUGUGCAAAAAGAGAUGUACUCUUCAGCCCAUGUGUCAAUGAAAAAUUCCUUAAGAAAGGUUCAAAGAAUGUGAGCAAGUCAGAAGAAAACUUUCUAACUCCAAAACGUCACGAUAAAGUAGUUCACCGAAUGUCAUGGAAUAAAUCUGUUUUGGUAUUUGGAAAGCCACCAGUUGUUCCAGAUGAGUUCAAAUCCACAACUGUAAGCAAACAAGACAACAGCUUAGAACUUCUUCUUUGUGAAGAUGAGAGUACUUCAACAGCAGAAACAUUACUGAAAGUUAAACAAGCCUUCUCUGCAUCUGGAAGUAAUCGUCACAAUUUGAUAGGUGAUACAAAAUCUUCCUUCUCAGAUGUAGCAGGUGAAACAUUAAAUGAAACUCUGUGUCUCACAGGGCUCAGUCUGGAGAAAGAAUUGUUAGCUCAAGAAGUUUCGGGAAAUCUAGCAAAUACAAAAUCCAGAGAGCUGUUGCACCAAUUUAAUCAAUCUUAUGCUAUUGAUAAUCAGCAAUCAAAAAAAGAUGAAAUUAAAGUUAUGGAGAAAAGAAACUUCAAAACUUCUAUUGAGAUUGAACUUCAGGUCCCGAAACCAGAUAUAAAAAAUGUAACAGAACUUCCUGUGCCUCAAGUACUGGCCAGGGAAGACAAGUUGACUGUUCAGAACAGUUCAUCAAAAGACAACUUAAACAAAUCAGAUUCCUUCGGAAGAAAAGAGGGAAUAGAAUUAAAGCACUCACACACAGCUGAAAACUGUAUGGUAAAAUGCUGUAAUUUGGAAGAAGAUGCCGCUAAACUUUCUGUGGCAGGACAGCUUCCUACUUCACAGUUGCCUAAAUCACAAAAUGAAGCAGGCAACCAAUACUUGCAAGCCGAAAAUUCUGAUAAAACUUUAACUAAAACAUCAACUGUUUCUGACCGUGGAAAGGUUUCUGACCACAUACUAUGGUUCAACAAGCUUUCAUUAAAUGAUCCAAGUUCUGCAAGCAAAACUAAACCACCUCUUAAGUUUCAGCGUACUCCUGUUAGACAGUCUGUAAGAAGAAUGAAUUCCUUAUUGGAGGCUAACAGACGAUCUGUAAGCUCUCAGCUGCUUAAAGCAAGUGAUGUUGGUUCACCACUUGUUAAAUCUUUGAGCUAUGAUUCUGCGCUGUUCUCCUGCACAGAAAAGCCCUCGAAGAAUUCUGUGGCUUUGCCACUCAAGCGUGAAAGUAUGUAUGACCAAGUUUCUGUAUCUCAUAAGCAGCUAGACUUAACAUCCAAAUCAUGUUGCAGGCCGUUAAAUCCAUCAGACAAGCCUGAUGUUUCUGUCAGAACUGCUGGAAUCCAUGAACAGAAAGUGACUGUUCAUCCAUCAAAGUCUGUUCUAGAAGAUCUAACCAAUCAUGAAACAGUGAAAUCCAGUUUAAGAGUUAACGCAAAUAUAAAUAUUCCAGGUGCUGCCCCAGAAAAAUCUACACUCAGAAGAAGUGCUCCAGGAAAAGAAAGAGUUCGUUAUAGAGGCUCUCCAAAGAAUCCAAUAUCUAAAGUGAAACUGCUACCAACUGCAAAACCAGUAGACUUAUAAGAUCAAAUAUGAUGGCUAAAUGGGCUUAUUGUAACUCGGUUAGCCCUUGGAAAAUCUAAAUUUGUAUGAUUAUUUUUUUAGCUCUAAUUAUUUGUAUCUUUUGAUUUAUUUUUUUAACUGUACGAGUCAUGGACUUGUACAAAUAACUUGUUUUACAUUGAGGUUUUCUUCAUUUACUGAAACUUUUGUAAAUGCUAGUCGGUUCAUCCAAGUGAAUUUGACUUCUAAAACAAAACCUGUUUUUACAAAUGUUUGUGUUAGAUCUCAUAUUUGAUUAUCUCAGCUUCUAAAAAGCAUGCUGCCUCUCCCAAAACAAUUUUUGCAGUAUUUAGACUAAGUACAAAGGUUUUAAAAAGAAUUCUCAAACAUUUUAAAACAAAACUAACAGACGUGAAGGAAAAUGUCUUGAUGCUGAGUAUUGGUAGUUAAAUUUAUUUACUUCUUAGUUUUAACUGUAUUGUAGCACUACUUUGAUAUUUAAGUUGGACCUUACACCAGCUCUACUUCAAGGCAAUGGUUUUUAUUUCUAUUGGAGUAAAUUGGGAGCAUAUUUUCCUUGUUGAGUAGGUAAAUGAAUUAUAUUUUGACAUGACACACUGGACAAUUGUUAGAAUGCAUGGAAAAUAAAUGUGCAGUUUAUUCAAGAAGUAAAAAGUCUUAAAACUUCAUCCAGCAAUGUGUUCUGCAAUACAUAGGUAUCGAGUAUUUUCAGUUGUGAGCAGUAAAAUGUUUUAUCUUAAUAUGAAAGGAUGGUUUUAACUUAUUUUUAGAGCAAUAGAAUAGUGUUAACUAGGUGGUGCAGAAGCAGGUUUUGGAUGCUGAUAAUGUUGCAAGAGACGAAUGUAAGAAGCCAUAGUGUGUUAAAACUUGAUUUGCAUGAGCAAAUGUUUACAUCUUUUGGAAUUAAAACUGUUUAUGUCUGUCAUCAGUUGUAAAAUUAUUUAAGAGUAAACACUUGAGACUGUUCGUUAGCUUUCUGUAUCUACGAAUUGCUUAUUGGCAAAAUGUAAGAGCUGAAA